AUGGAAACGUCAAUGAGCAUCGUGUUGGAAAGUCUACCAUCGGAACAACCCGUCCAAGCUUACGUUACCGGCGUAGAGUCCACGCUUGAUGCUCUCCAUGUCGAUGAUAGCUUGAACGACAGCAAACGUGAACUCUCAUACGAAGACUAUUACGGAGAUGAAUCUGUGGAUCUAAACCACAAGAAGCAGAAAACUUCGGAAGCAAGCACCAUGCCACCUCCUUUGAUACGCCAUAACCAAAAUUCUGCGUCUUUGGACACCUGCUGUGCCGGUACAAACGACCCAACAGGCAAAAGUAGUUCGUCCUUCAGAGAGCGCCGACACGCCCAGAUGGCAGCCAUGCUGGAAUAUGCCAGCAAAUUGGCACAGGAUGCGGGAGCUCUUUCAGCUGCAGAAAGCCCUCAACCUUUCGAGUCGGAAGCUCGAAGGCGGCCUACGCGACGCAACUCAUUUGUUGUCCAUAGGAAAAAUGUCACGACCAUGUUCCCUGGAAUGAUGAUCGAAUCUACCAACAUCCUACGCAAACACAUCGAGGCUUCAUCUCCCAAGCAAGAAUUCUUCGAACAGUCGCAAAACGAUUCCACGGUCUUUCUGCGCCACGCUAGUCUCCCGUGCUGGCGAAAGCCCGUGGUGCUUCCGACUGCCAUGGAACCCCCUGUCGACAUGUGCACAGAUGGUCCACGAGCUGCUUAAGCAGCGAUUUUGGGAUAAGGAAACAUGUUUCACUUUGCGACGGAGAAACCUUUCAGUACCACCAAAUGCCUGGUGCCUCAUGGAAGAAUACCUUGGUCCGCCCUUGGCUAUGGAACAUGAGCAGUAUACGCGACUUUAUAUUACACAAUCAAUA
Messenger RNA from Phaeodactylum tricornutum CCAP 1055/1, 847 nucleotides. RefSeq lists its product with no specific name. The record is from RefSeq and is a predicted model, not a curated record. Bases 1 to 693 code for a protein of 230 amino acids. The transcript has a single exon. NCBI's taxonomy places the organism in Eukaryota, Bacillariophyta, Bacillariophyceae, Surirellales, Neidiaceae.